AUGUGGACUGAUGAUGGGAAGUAUUUGGCUGAAGCCCUGGGAGACGCCCUAAUCAAGAGCCUAUCAGACGUGAACGAAGCCCGCCCCAAGGAUCCCAUCUCCUACCUGGCCUGCUGCCUCUACUCCUACAGGUACAACAACAACAUAGGCACCAGGACCCUCCCCGGUGACAAGAACGACAAGAAUGCAAGCCAGGACAGAAACGGCCAGAGCGUCCUACACUUCGCAGCAGGCAGGCCACACGGUAGACCAGCCUUCUAUCGUCUGCUGGAGGAGGCUGGGUGCUCACUAGCGGAUAGGGACCACCAGUACCAGACCCCGCGGGAUGUGGCGAUGCAGGCGGGGCUGAUGGAGAACGUGGCGGCCAUUGAUAAGUGGGUGGUGAACCUGGCUGUGACCGGUAAUGUGGCAGAGCUGCGUCAGUUGGUGCUGGGCGGGUAUGACCAGAUGUUCGAGGUGACUGACUCCGCAGGACGCAAUUUGAUGGAGAUAGCCCACCUUUAUGGCCAGGAGAGAAUAGUCCACUUCCUGACGGAGGCCAUGAACUUCCUGGACAAGAGGGACUGGCUACACAAGGCCAUACGUGUGGGGUCCCUGCCGCACGUAGAGUACAUAGCGGACACAGAGGACGUGGCUGUAGCUAAGGACACUAAGGGCAGGACCUCUCUCCAUCUGGCAACACUGUGUGAAGAGACGGAGAUCAUGCAGUUCUUGGCCAUUCAGUACCCGAUCCUUCUCAUGAUGGGCGAUAAUCCACACCCUCCCCCUCUGGUCACUCCUUCAUUACACAACCUUGCCACUAAAUUAUAUACUGCAUUUCUGAGGAUCCUGGACAGCUAUGUGGGCGAGUAA
Messenger RNA from Portunus trituberculatus (swimming crab), 852 nucleotides. Its product is annotated as serine/threonine-protein phosphatase 6 regulatory ankyrin repeat subunit C-like. The transcript is spliced from 6 exons. The coding region runs from base 1 to 852 and encodes 283 amino acids. Gene Ontology annotation, molecular function: protein binding. Lineage: Eukaryota; Metazoa; Arthropoda; Malacostraca; Decapoda; Portunidae. The record is from RefSeq and is a predicted model, not a curated record.